GCCGGCUCCUCCCAUUGGCUGCGGCCGCACCCUCUUCCCACACGUGUUGCGAUUGGCUCCGGGCUCUGGGGCGGGAUUUCCGGGCGGGGACAAUGCCGGCUCGUCAUUGGCUGGCUCUGUCCUUGCCCUGGGAGCGAGUCUCGGGCGAGUCCACGUGGUUUCUGCCGGGGAGGCCGGUGAUGCUGGGGUAACCAUGGCGACCCUCUUCAGUCACGAUGGGGCCGAGGUGGUCCAGAGGGCCCUGGCUGUCAAGGAGUCGAGCGGCAGGACCCCUGCCGAGGCCCUCGAUGAGUUCUACGAGCUGGAGCGAGCCGCGGCCUUCGUCACAGCGAGCGGGUUUCGCAGGGUUGCCCUGCAGUUCCCCGACGAGCUCCUGGCAGACUCAGCCGCCGUCGCAGCCAAGAUGGAGGAGGCGACCGGCAGCAAAAUGUACAUCCUGGGGGACACGUCGUACGGCAGCUGCUGUGUGGACGAGGUGGCUGCGGAGCACGUGGGGGCGGAGGCCGUGGUGCACUAUGGCCCAGCGUGUCUCAGCCCCUGCAGGAAGUUGCUGGUGCUGCACGUGUUUGGCCGGCAGCCUCUGGACACGGAGCGCUGCGCCGGGGCCUUCCGGGAGCUCUACCCUGACCGCCAGAGCCACGUGGUGGUGCUGAGUGAUGUGGUCUACGCCCAUGCGCUAGGUGAGCUGGAGCAGCUGCUGGGCCCGGAGUACCCCCACGUCGUCUUCUCCCGCCUGGCGAGUGACGAGGCCCCCAACUGCCCGCAGGGCCCGGGGCUGGUGCGGCAGUUCGGGCGCCUCUUUGCAGUGGAGACGCAGAGCGGGCUGAAGGACUACGCCAUGUUCUACGUGGGCGCCGAAGGCCUGGCCCUCACCAACUUCAUGCUGAGCUGGAACCACUGCCCCUUCAGCUCCUUCGACCCGGCCACGGGCCACGGCCGGCGCGAGAGCCUCGACAGCAACCGGGCGCUGCUGCGGCGCCUCUACCUGGUGGAGCGGGCGCGGGACGCCCGCGUGGUGGGCAUCCUGGUGGGCACGCUGGGCGUGGCCGGCUACCUCUCCAUCCUGGAACACUUGCGGGGCACCCUGAGCCGGGCCGGCAAGCGCAGCUACACCCUGGCCAUGGGCAAGCUGAGCCCCGCCAAGCUGGCCAACUUCCUGGAGGUGGACGUCUUCGUGCUGGUGGCCUGUCCCCAGAACUCCCUGCUGGACUCCAGGGACUUCUACCGGCCCGUGGUGACACCCUACGAGCUGGAGCUGGCCUGCAACCCAGCCCGGGAACGGAGCAGCCUCUACGUCACUGACUUCAGAGACCUGCUGCCAGGUGGCUGUGCACAUGUCGGCUUCCCAGACACGGUCCCCGGAGAAGGCGACGUUCCCGAUGUGUCACUGAUCACUGGGGAGCUGCGCGCAGCUGGGCUCUCCAGCUCCCCGGCCCCAUCCUCCAGCUCUGCCCUGGCCUGCAGGAACCCGGCGCUCGCACUGGCCGAGAUCAGCCCGGCGGCUUCCUUCCUGGAGUCGCGCAGUUGGCGGGGCUUGGAGCAGCAGCUGGGCCAGACGCCCGUGACAAAGGCCGUGCCGGGCCGGAGGGGGAUCGCGAUCGCCUACGAAGACGAGGCUUGUGGGUGACCCUGACCCUGCGGGACGCCACUGCUGGCCGUCUGCAGCUCAGUCCUGGGGCCGAUGCCAAGAGUGGCCCUCUCCCGCUGGGGCCUGGCAUUGGAGACUGGGGAGUGCAGGAUCCUUGGGGCUGCUGGUGACGCUGGCCUGGAUACAGCUGUGCCUUAGAGAACCCGAUGGCAUUCGGGGUGCGACUCCGCAGGGCAGGCGGACACCCCCGGCCCACUCCCCCACGAGCCUCCAUGGCCACCUUGGACAGAGGGCACAGGGGAGUGACCUCCCCUCCUCGCUACCCCAGCCGGCAGCGACCAGGGGCAAGGCCUGGGCUGGGCAGGGCCUGGCCUCCGCCCUGAGCCUGGGUCCCCUGCCCAGCGCCGGGGGGCAGGUAGAGGAGCUCGGCGUCCCCCCGGCUCCCCUGGCAGCGCUAGCCUGAGGACAGCGAGGCCAGGCAGCCGUGGUUGAAGGCGGGAGGCGGCGCCCAGGCAGGCCUGGCCCGGAGCAGCAGCGCCAGGGAGCUCAUCCAAGCCGGAACAGGCCUGGGGCUGCUGCCAGAGGCUCCACGGACCUGCCCUGGGGGGCCUGUGUGUUCCCCUCCCCCCUGCCCUGGCUGUGCCCGCGGCUCUGAGCUCCUCACAGUCUGCGGGCUAAAGGUUUGUGAAGGCGAAGCCAGGCCAGCGCUGAGGGGGCGGAGGAGUGGAGCUGAUGCCUGCCCACAAGCCCCCUGCUGCAGUUUGCUCCCGCUGUGGCCUUGGCCCUGGUUUAGCAGCACCUGCCGGACCAGCCGAGUGAGGGGGAGGCCCUGCUUCCAUCUGGUGCGUCCAGGCCUGGCAUGACCUUCCCAGGGUCACAGGACGAGUGGCAGAACCAGUAAGAGCCCGGGUCUCCCCAGCGCCCAGCCCUGGGCCCCGGCUGCCCCUGUCACGCUCCCGUCCAGCACCGCACCACCCCUCGCUCGCCUGCUCCUCCAGCCUGCCUGGCAGCCCCUCCGGCUCCACCCCUGCCCCCAGGCCCGCUGGAUGGGGUGUUGCUGGCCGUGUGUGGAACCACUGAGCCUCGGUUUCCCUGCCGUGGUGACCCAGCUCUGCCCCUCCCUGUCCAAAACAUGUAGGAAAUGACCUGAACGCUUCGCUUCUCUCCAGCAGACCGGCCUCCCCAGCCUGCCCUGGGCCUACCUCCCCUGCCCCCCACACGCACUGCCCGCUCUCCUCCUCCCUGCCCAGACGCCUGCCCCCUGCUCCAACAGGGCCUUCAGGUGGUCCAUUAACCCCUUCUUGCCUGGGGCGGAAACCCGUGUGCCCCCUUACAUGGAGAUGGGCUGCGUAGGGUGGCCAGCCCUCCAGGAGUGCCCUGGGGUCACCAGGAAUUAAAGGGUAAUCUUGGGAAAGCACAUGUCAUGGUAUGAAACCUCCAGGGACACGUCCCCCCAACACUGACAGCCCCAGCUCUGCGUGGGGGCUGUUCCCUGGCCUGGGUGCGUCACACUCACUGGUCACAAGGGGCCCUGCCAGCUGCUGGCACAGCACAUUACAGGGCGUGGCGUCGGGGUGCUGGCCCUAAGAAGGGCCAGACUGGCUCAAACCAAAGGUCCGUCCAGCCCCAUGUCCUGUCUGCCAACAGUGCCCGCUGCCAGGGGCCCCAGAGGGAAUGAACAGAAGAGGGCAUCGCCCAGCGAUCCAUCCCAUCGCCCAUUCCCAGCUCCUGGCAAACAGCCUAGGGACACCAUCCCUGCCCAUCCUGGCUAACAGCCAUCGAUGGACCUACCCUCCAUGAAUUUCCCUAGUUCUUUUUUGAACCCUGUUACAGUCUUGGCCUUCACAACAUCCCCUAACAACCAGUUCCACAGGUUGACUGUGUGGUGUGUGAAGAAAUACUUCCUCUUGUUUGUGUUUAACCUGCUGCCUGGAAUGAAUGAGCCACCCAAACAUGAACUCUCAUCCUUU
This is a messenger RNA of Chelonia mydas (Green sea turtle), 3558 nucleotides long. It is a transcript of the gene DPH2, whose product is annotated as diphthamide biosynthesis 2. The transcript has 8 exons. Gene Ontology annotation, molecular function: 2-(3-amino-3-carboxypropyl)histidine synthase activity. Lineage: Eukaryota; Metazoa; Chordata; Testudines; Cheloniidae. Bases 194 to 1627 code for a protein of 477 amino acids. Gene Ontology annotation, biological process: protein histidyl modification to diphthamide. The record is from RefSeq and is a predicted model, not a curated record.